Molecule: messenger RNA, 2676 nt
Organism: Schizophyllum commune H4-8
Lineage: Eukaryota; Fungi; Basidiomycota; Agaricomycetes; Agaricales; Schizophyllaceae
Exons: 4
Coding region: 1-2676 (891 amino acids)
Source: RefSeq, a predicted model, not a curated record
AUGCCCCCAACCGAUAUCAUCAGCGGCGACGAUUUCCGGCAGAUUUUCUCGGAUGCGCUGACGUCCUUCUCGCCUCUCGCGACCCUCGUUGGCGCGGACUCCGCCAGAGCCUUCGCGCACGAGGUCACGAACAAAAAGCAGACCGUGUUCGCAACCCUCGCGCCAAUCGGGGCGCUGGGCAUGAUGGCCACCGUCUGCAAGGCGUCCGACCUCCCUGGCGUCAAGGAUCUGCUGGGUGCUGGGGACACAGACAUCCUCGACGCGGCCGCAGACGUCGGGUGCUACGUGCUCUAUGGGCUGGUUCCCAGAAUGUCAAAACGCGGCGGCAUUACCUGCAAGGGGCGCGAGGUGAACCGCGGCGUCGCAGCCUGCGCACUGGUUACUCUCGAUUGGAACUUGGGAGAGAAGAAGAUCGACUUCGAGCCCAUGCGCGCCUUCCUGCGGGAAUUCAGCGCAGCCACGGUCACCGGGCGCAUUGAAUGGGAAUGCGACAAUCUCAACGACCUACUCGCGAAGCUCAAGGAUGUGCGCGACAGAAUCUCUCAGUCUCUCGAGAAGGGGCCUUUCGACUCGGAUAGCCAUAUGGCGGUCUACGAGGAAUUGGAGAACGUACAAGGCGGACGUGGCUACGUGGAACUUCACUGGCCAAGUCCAUCCUUACCAUUGGAGACGCGACCGUACAUUCUAUACAUAUCCAUCGGCGGGUUCCUCCUUAUUUUCCUCGUCAUCGCCGUCUUCACAGCAUCACCGCUCCUCGAUUGGCAGUCUCCUCAGGCGUCCGCUCUCCUCUUUGGAGGGCAACUCGUUCUGGGUCUUGCACAGACGCUGACGCACGUCAUAAUCAAGCGACUGCGUACGGUGAAAUCUGUGAAGAUACCUGCGGCGGGAGUUGUACCCGAUUGGCAGCUCGUGGACAGCACCUGGUUCAUCAACAGUUUGGCACGGCGCUCGCUGGGGCCAUCAAGACGCGGCGAUCACUUCCAACUUGGGCAGCACUACCGAUUUUCGCGCCUCUUGAUCACUCGAUGGGAAGCUCUCUUGACCCUCUUCCUUCUCAUCAUCGGCUUCCUGGCAUUUUACAUCGGCGCGAAGUCGAGCGAUGUCAGGACGGUCAUCAUCUUCAUCUUCCUAUAUGUCAUCGCCAACGGGAGCAAGGGGUACAUCAUUCACUUGGCCAACGUCUGCUACUACACGCCGCUCAACAACUUCGGGUGGCACAUCAUGACUCCGCCCCAGGACGAGAAAUCGCAGCAAGGGCCCUGGUGGAGGUUCUGGAAGAGGUCGAGCGCGCGCAGUGACAACCGGUCUGCCGCAUCCGACGGCGAGCACUCGGGAUCUCCGCAAGAAGAGGAAGCUCUCGUCGACGUCCCGCCGCCAGAGCUUUCUGAAAAGGGCAUGGGUCCAGCAAUUCCUCUGCCAGAGCUGAAGACCGACGGCAUAUCCACUCAUGACCGCGAAGUCACCGCGCCGCCAACAACUCCCGGCAGUAUACAUCACCAGCCCUUCUGGGAUAUGCCAAAAGACGCCCUCAACCCGAUGCUCAUCCCCCUGCCGCCAUCGCACGACGGCACUCCGACGCCUAGCCAACGAGCAAGCGUCGUCUCGUCGAUGCAGUCGAGAGCUUCGUCGAGUAGAACGCGCCAUCGUGCUGGCACGCGGUCCUCGAGACAUACGUCGUACACGUCCCUGAGGUCUGUUGGUGACCGCAUGUAUGGUGCAACCCUUCACGUCGACACCUCCAAUCACAGGCUAUCUGCAAUUCCAUCUUCACGAUCCGCAUCGCACAAGUCGACCCUAACAAGCGGUUCCAUCAUCGUCACCGAAGAGGAAGACCUCGUUGCGGAAAUCUACCCCGAUCGUAUACCUCUCCCUGCGUCGCGGCCUGGCUCAAUAGCAGGACUCUCAGAUGGCGCCAGACCUACAUCACCGGUGUUCGCUGAACCCAUACCCGGUAUUGCCUUCGACGUCGAAUAUCGCCUCUACGCGAAGGUAGCCGUCCGCAACAUGGAGGCCAUCGGCAUGUUCUACUUCUCUCGCACAGAGGAGUGGGCCAUGGCUGCGCACGUCAUCCAUACUGUUGUCCGCCGAUAUCUGGGCGACAUGGGAUGGCAACAUCCUGUGGGGAAAGAGCCUGUGUGUGAGAUGGACUUCGAGGUCAUGCGAUCUGCCGAAGAACGUCAGCCAAAAGUUGUCCAUGCCCUCCUCUUGAUCCUUGUGGAUGCUUUGAGGCAUGAAGACUUGUUCUGGUAUACAGGGCAGGAAAUAUGCGCCAUCAUCAUGGAGUGCUUUACCGACGCUCGGCAUAUCCCUUCCGAGCAUCCCAUGGCAACGGAGACCUGGGUGAUCUGUGAAUGGGUUUACAUCUUGACAAGGUUCCUCUUGACCGCCCAGGGUAUGUACGGCUCCCGGAGCUUGAUGCGGUCUAUCGACUUGGUCAUGGCAAAGCGGCCAUACGAUGAUAGCGUUGUCUUGAAUCCGAUGCUGUGGGAGUCAUCCGAAAGGGCUGCCGACGACUUGCGAAUGGCUUUCAACCCGGAGUUCACCGCUGCUCCUCCGGAAGCGGGUCCGCCAGCGCCAGAUAUCAUUGACGACGCUGUCGCCUCGCCUUCGUUCCCUGCGGAGCAAUCACCGCCACCUAUAACACCGUCUGUAGUAGUCUCUCAUGACCACGAUUGA